GCAAGCCGCAGCAAAGCUACAGUUGCGUGCCGCUGACUGAUUUCGUCCCUCGCAGCUGCAGUCUCGCGAGCAUUCCUGCUUGGGGAGCGAGCGAGAAAUGAUGGGUUAUCCACGUGACAGGAACAAGCAUGGGUCUGCGCGGACGGGGAUGGACUUGCUUCGGGGCCUCUGCUAGGGCAGCGGGCGGAUGGGGCUCGUGGCGGGUCCGGCUCUGUCUCUAUGGCAACAGCGAAGCGGCCUGUGCGGGGCGGCGUGGGAAGAGCACCAAUCCCUUUGCCGAGGCUCGGCGGCACGAGCAGCAGCGGCAGCAGGAGGAGGAUUGGAAGCGCCGUAACAGGACGGUGCUGACCUACCUGGCGGCCGGGGUCGUGGGCAUGGCGGGCGUGUCCUAUGCCGCCGUGCCGCUUUACCGGCUCUAUUGCCAGUCUACAGGACUUGGUGGGUCAGCAGUGGCAGGCCAUGGUUCAGACCAGAUUGAAACUAUGGAACCUGUAAAAGAUCGCAUUAUUAAGGUCACCUUCAAUGCAGAUGUACAUGCAAGUCUUCACUGGAAUUUCAGACCUCAACAGACUGAAGUAUAUGUGGUUCCAGGAGAGACCGCACUGGCAUUUUACAAAGCAAAGAAUCCUACAGAUAAACCAGUAAUUGGAAUCUCUACUUACAAUGUGGUGCCUUUUGAAGCUGGGCAGUAUUUCAAUAAGAUACAAUGUUUUUGUUUUGAAGAACAACGACUCAAUCCCCAUGAAGAAGUAGACAUGCCAGUAUUUUUCUUCAUUGACCCUGAAUUUGCAGAAGACCCAAAGAUGGCCAGAGUUGACUUGAUCACUCUUUCUUAUACUUUUUUUGAAGCAAAAGGACAGAAACUGCCACUCCCUGGUUAUAAUUAAUAGCACAAUCUCUGGACUCUGGAUUACAGAUCCCUUUGCUAUUUCAAUAUUCGUGAUCUACAGACUGCAAAAACAGAUACCCUGACACAAAAGAAAGAUGCUGACAAACUAUAAAAGAGAAAAUCUGCUUUAGAUACGGAGUAUGUACAGAUGUGUGACUUUUCUGAAUAUGUGAUAUUUAAUUUUGCACUGAAGGAACAUGAUUGAAUACAGUAAGGAACAGUAGACAAAUGAUUUUAAGUCUUAUUUUUCUCUCUCAAUACCAAUAUCUAAUGAAUUGGUGGUGAAAGUUAUGAAGCUCCUUGAAAAAACCUCCAAUUUUUAUAUGGUUAUUUAAAAUUCUUUGCAAAAAUGUUAGCUGGAGAUGGGGUACCAAAUGGAAAAAUAUAAAAUCAUAACUUGUUAAGGCCUGUGCAAUUCGGAAAACCAUGAAUUCAGACAUCUCCCCCCGCCCCCCCCUUGAGACAUUAGAAUGCAGGGCAAAUGCACUGGGUAGCCUGCUGGUGGAGGGGGCCUUUAACUAGCUUGCCAGCACUGGCAUGGGGCAGUGCAGCAAAGUUGGGGGGCUGUCAGGGAGUGACAAACUUCUCCCUGGGAAGCCCGUGUGGCUGCUGGAGGACACACGGGCUUCUGUAGAUUGUGGUCCCACACAGAGCUUCUCAAAUGAUACGUUCUGCGUGGGACUACAAUCCCCAGAAGCUCAUGUGUCCUCCCAGUCACCCUGCAGGUUUUCCAGGGAGACGUUCCUCACUCUGUCCACCCCACUCCAAGCUCCUGAACCUUGCUGUGCCACCCAGCUGCCCCUAUGCUAGGCAGCCAGUUAAAGGGCCCCCACCAUCAGUGGGGCUACCCAGGGCACUAAUGCCUCUUGACUGGGGUGGGGGUGAGGAACAGUAAUUCCAAUGAUAGAAUUCCCAAUUUUCUGAAUCGCACAGGCCUAUAACUUGCUUCUCUCCACUUCUUGGAGUUUGGUAUCUGUUCAACACUACAUUGAACACUACUGAUGUUCCACUCAAAUUAUUACAUCCAGAAAUAGGUAAACUUGAAUUCAAUACCUGCAUAACCAGCAGUAGCACCAUCCUGUAAACCCUGCCAGGAUUUUGAACAUUUACUAAAUAAAAUAUUUAUAUACCUCUUUUCAACCAAAAGCUCUGAGCAGUUUGCGUAGCAGAAGUUACAAGAAAAUGGUUUUCCCUUCCCAAAGGGUGCUUGUUUUGUUUUUGUUUGGAAAGAGGGACACAGCAACCGCCACUGGGAGGGAUGCUUUGCUGGGCUGAAUAAGAACAGUUUGUCUCCCCUUGUUAAACACAAGAGAGCCAUCACUUCAAAGGAUGCCUCUUUGUCCAGUUAACAUAUAAUGGAAUGUUAUGUUGAAACUCAACUGUGCCAUGCUGUGGCCUUUGUUCACAUUUUGCUGAAUCAUCUGAAACCAAGCCAAAAAUCAGAGGAAAGUGGUUCUUAAGAAAAAUCAUGGAGCUUAUUUUAACAAUCCUGUUUUUCGCCUCCCAGUUGUAAUGGCUAAAGGUAAAUCUUUCUUCCCGGCAUUCUGUUCUGUUCUUUCUGGACAACUUUGUGAGACUCAAGCUCUCUCUUUAUUUGCUUCAGAGUGUCAUAUUAAGCUGCAUUUCAAUGUGCAUACUACAAUUGUAUUCCUUAUAAUGCGGUUAUGUGUUGAAUGGUUAAGAAAAGGGCACUGUCAUCAUAGGUUUACAGAUUCACUAAAAAUUAAAAGGUUUCUGUCUA
Molecule: messenger RNA, 2630 nt
Organism: Hemicordylus capensis (graceful crag lizard)
Lineage: Eukaryota; Metazoa; Chordata; Lepidosauria; Squamata; Cordylidae
Product: cytochrome c oxidase assembly protein COX11, mitochondrial
Exons: 4
Coding region: 129-887 (252 amino acids)
Cellular component (GO): mitochondrial inner membrane
Molecular function (GO): copper ion binding
Source: RefSeq, a predicted model, not a curated record